GUUCUCGUAAGGCUAGUGACAAUUCAAUAUACCUUAAAAAGUUAUUAAACGGGAAAUUUACGGUGAAAUACUAAUACAAGAGGACGGUGGGAAAGAGAGGUAAAAUACGACCAAAACGGGAGACUUGACAGACGGUGGACUGGACUGACAAGACAAGAAAUGUUUAAAAUAUCCCUGGUGAAGGUGGACAAUCCAUCUUGCCUCUGGGCUCGGGUCAUUCAGGGUCCAAUUGGAGAUGCAGAGGGCAGAGAACAAUACAACAAACUCCUGGUUCAGAUGAAUCUUUUCUACCAUGAUGCCACUCAGGACAGGGAGAAGCUGAGACCCAAAUCGCUACAGGACGGACAGGUGUGUGUUGUGUACUGGGCGGGGAUGAAGUCCUGGUGUCGUGCAGUGGUUGAGUCGGUCAUCACCAACGUGAUCCCACUUCAUGCUCACUGCCUCCUGGUCGAUCACGGAGAGAGAAUUAUGGUUCCUUCAUGCCAAAUCCGAGUCGCGAUGGCACAUUUCCUUCAGUUGCCUUUCUGGGUGAGGAAGUUCCACUUGGCAGGAAUCAGACCAACAACUCUCAAAGUGGCUGUAUUUGGAGAGAUGGCAGAGCUUGUUCCAUCCAGUCAGUGGGACAGUUCUGCAACGCUCUACCUGCACAAUCUGCUUCAAGCGUCCAGCCAGAGAGACGCUGUGUUGCUUGAAGCCGUGUCUGACUCCACACCCAUCGAACUCUACCUGUCUGUCAGGGACAUCAAGAUAUGUGUGAAUGACGAGUUGGUGGCUAAGAAGUUUGCAUAUUACAGUAGAGACACAACUGGCAGUAAUGGACUGGAUGCAGCGGACCGAAUACCUGUCAUGUUGUCCUCCAACAUCUUAACUCAGAUCAUCUCAAACAAAGCACAAGCUCAAGAACCUUCUGGUAAAAACACAACUACAGACUCAGUGAGCCAACCGUUUGAACCAGUUACCGAUGAGGGAGACGGACGAUCAGAGGUCACAGAAGAACAAAAGUCUCCAAACAGCCAAUGUGGGAACGGCUCAGAACCUGCUGCUGCAGAGGGUGACUCAUCAGAAGACACAGACUCCUCUCUGGCUGAAGGUCUGAACAAACACCUCAGUGAAUUCAGCUUCCUGAAGUUUUUAAAUCCUGAGAACACCCACCAACAGACGCCUCCUGAUGUGGCAGAGAAUGAUGAGCCUAACGGCUGUUUGGCUGAAGAGAUGACUGUGAUCGACACGAAUCAAGACCUGCAUGCUGCCAGCACAGCUCCAGAAACUGAUUCAGAUGAAUCUGUUAAUGAGUGUGGAGCCGCAGCAGGAGAGCCGAUGAGGAAGAGUGCAGAACACUGGGCAUGCCUACGCCUUCUGGAGUGGUUGAACCCAGAGCCUCUCAAUCCCGAUCCAGACAAAACAGAUAACACGGUUUCGCCCACUGAUCCAAAGAUGAGUAGGGUUUUUGUGCACUCGGCCCUCCCAGUAGAACCCUGCAACAGCCUGGAAGACGCCCCGUUAACAGACUCCCUCCGCUGGGAGUUGCAGAGGAAACAGCACCACACGUUAUCUGCAGCUGAGCGCCACAGCUGGCCAGCUGUGGCUCGAGGACUCAACACCAUAAUCGUCUCCCACGACUGUGACCAGCGGCUCAGCUACCUCUUCCCUCUCUUAACUCAUAUCCUGCUAAACUCCAUGUUCUCCUCUCUCAGCUCCAGCUCAGGGCCCAUAGCCGUGGUGCUGUGUCCGGGCUGGGAGCGGGUCCAGGUGGUGUACGACAUGCUGAUGGAGAGCAGGGUGAGCCGAACCCUCCACCCAGUCUCUCUCCUGCUGGGUAUCGCCAAGGACGAAGCCAAACAUGUUAAAAUCCCCCAAAACUGUCUCCUGUUACUGACCACCCCGUUCUCCCUGGUGCGUUUGCUGUCUUGCCACCUCUUCCUCUUCUUGAGGUUGUAUCACCUGGUGCUGGAUGAGGCCGACCAGCUCUUUACUCUUGCUCCUGAUCAGAUGGCAACCAUCCUGCAGCAUUUCCAGAAAAUUUCCUCCAGCAAGGACAAAGCUUCCUGCCCUCAGCAGCUCGUCGCUGCAGCAAAAAGAUGGACGCAUCACAUGGAGGAUUUGAUAGCGAGUCACAUGCCGUACCCCUGCAUUGUUAUAACCGUCCCUGUGGAAGCUGCUCUCUACGGAAAUGUUCAGCAGGUCAUCAGCAUGACUCUGGAGAACAGUAAGAUCUCCGGCAUGCUGGGCAUGCUGGAUUUCAGCCCUGACGUUUGCCAGAAGACUGUGAUUGUAGCAAACUCUGUUCAGGAAGUAGAAGAUGUAUUUAAGGCUGUGAGCAACAAAUCAGCUUUCACUCUCAAGACCCAUGAAGGGUUAACGCACCUGUUUGACUUUGCCAUCCAGCAGUGGGGAAAAACCAUUGGACGUGGCAUGAAUGUUAUUCUGGUGACCACCAACGAGUGUCUGAAGUAUCUCGGCAUCAGAGAUGCAAACUGUGUCGUCCACUACGGAUUUCCAACUUCUCCCAGACUGUUUGGCACCAGACUCUUCUGCAUGGCUGAAAACUACCGAAAUCUUUCAGAGCGAGAUCAGAGCCAGAGCUGCUCUGGUGUCAGCAGGUCAGUGCUGCUGAUCUCAGAGAAGAACAGCCGCCAUUUGGUUGGAGUUCUGCGCUACCUUAAACGCACCAGCGCCCUGCUGCCUCCUGAGCUGCUGUCCUUCGCUGAGGGAGUUACUGCAGCCUGCGAGGACCAGAAAACCAACCGCCCACUCUGCACCUACAUGAAGAGCUUUGGAUUCUGCAGAGAGAACGGUUCGUGUCCUGAUCGCCACAGGUUCAACUCCCAGCUGGAUCAGUCGCGUCUGCCUGAAUCUGGAGUCAUAGAAGUUAUACCUCUCCACAUAAAGACGGCAUCAUUCUUCUACGGCCGUCUGAUCAGGAAGGAGAACAGAAGUUUUGAUUCGAUGGCUUCGGAGAUGGCUUUGUUUUAUUCUGACAAAAAACCAGGAGCCAAGGAGCUGCUGGAAGGAGGGCUGUACGCCGUGGAGGAGGACAACGUCUUCCACAGAGUGAAGAUUCUCUCUUUGCCGGACAACAAUGGGAGUCUGUUUUUCUCCGUCUUGGUUCGCUUCAUUGAUGUGGGGAAAGAGGUGGAAGUAAAGUCUCAUCAGAUCCUUCAGCUGCCGGACGGGUUUCACUCUCUGCCGGGCCAAACCACGGAGUUCAUCAUCUGCAGGGUGAAGCCCGUUGAUGGAGAGGCUGACUGGCACCCCAAGGUCACAAGAGCCAUCAGGCAGAAGAUCCAGGGUCUGCAGCACCAGGCCAGAGCAGUUCUCAGUCUGCACAACACCAUCUUUGUUGAUCCAAUGAUCCGGGUCACCCAGGUUCCAGGUACAAAGACUGUCAUCAAUGAGUACAACGUCCAAACUGAGAUCCUGAACACGGGGAUGGGAGUCAGAAACCCCGAACAUCUGGACCUGCUGAAGGACUUGUGUCGGGAUGGGCUGGUCAGCAGGGAUGACGGCCAAACAUCCACGCUGGAUGAUGGGUUACUGUCUUCGGAGGUCGGGAUGAAACCAGAAGAAGCACUUCUGGCUGAAGCCUUCAGAACUGUUGCUGCUGUAAACCCUCCUCUUGUUCAGCCAUGUGAGCCUCUCCCUUCAGCAGUUUCUACAAACCAGUCCCAGGUCCAGGAUCCAGCUCCUCAAGUCCACUUAGUUUGUGAGCAGGAGCCCCAGCUGGACAUAAAGCCAAAUACCACAUCCGCUGAGAGGAUGGAGAGCAUCAAAGAUGAAGGAGAACUUUAUUCAACAGGAGUUCCUGCCACCUGCCAGAGCCUCUGUCAAAACGGUGUGCUGGAAGGUGAAGAUGAAACCAUCAUCAGGCAGCUUGUUUCCAGUAACGAGACAAAGAGUUUCCACCCCCAGGUCCAGUGGUACCAGACCUCCGGCUCUGUGGUUGUAACAGUGAAGCUGAUGAACCCGGAGAGUCAGCGCUGUGAUUUCUACCCUGACAGAAUCAUUUACAGCGGCAGAAUCGGUGGUCGCUGCUACCGGGCCGACCUGGAGCUGCACCAGAGCAUCGCAGCCGACCUGAGCUGCUGGGAAAUGAAGGCCAACGAACCAGUUCUCAAACUGGUGAAGGAGCAGCCGGGAAACUGGGACAGACUCGUCAAGAACAAGAAUAUUUUUGUGAGUUACAACAUGGAGCACUUUGAAGAGGACGACGACGACGACGAUAAACCGCCAGACGGUCCGUAUUUUGAGGGGAACACAGGACACUGCUGGUCCACUGAUUCAGAGAGCAGCUGCAGCAGCGACAGCGAUUGA
Cololabis saira (Pacific saury) is the source of this 4311-nucleotide messenger RNA. RefSeq names its product tudor domain containing 12 (gene tdrd12). NCBI's taxonomy places the organism in Eukaryota, Metazoa, Chordata, Actinopteri, Beloniformes, Belonidae. The transcript is spliced from 35 exons. The coding region runs from base 160 to 4311 and encodes 1383 amino acids. Gene Ontology annotation, molecular function: metal ion binding. Gene Ontology annotation, biological process: transposable element silencing; germ-line stem cell division. The record is from RefSeq and is a predicted model, not a curated record.